AUGAUCCCAUCCGCCGCGCGACAAGGGGGUGCAAAUGCCACAGCAUGUCAAUCACAGAGCACGAAUGCAAGUGUCAUCCCAUGGGCACCCCAGGCCGCAUGCAACACCAUUUGCUCGACCGUGACACCGUGCGACGCGCAAAACAUCACCACCGCAACAAUCACGGGGCGCGGUGCCAAUCCGACAAGGGAUCCACCAGCCGCACAAGGGCAGCAAAUUGCCGUGGCAUCAUACAUCAAUCCCCUCAGUGACCCGGCUGCAUGGGAUCGGUUGAUCCAGUACGAUGCGCACAAGAUGCCUAUCUUGGUUGCCAACGUCGUAGACGGUCCGGGUUCAGCGGUGGAUGUCCACUGGCAGGAUGUGAUUCAACGCGCUGCGGAUGCCAACAAAACCGUGCUUGGCUAUGUGCGAACGGGAUAUCUGGGCAUCAGCGAUCAAAAGUUCCAGACGCGGCUGGGAUUGGGCGGACUCGCGGAUUGGGCCGCCCAGAUCGAAGAGGAUGUCGAUAUGUGGUACGCGCUCUAUGGCGACCGGAUUGGCGGCAUCUUCUUCGACGAAGGCUGGCCCAACUGCGGUGACGAGAACGAGCACGUGAACCUGUACAAGUAUAUCAACGCCUAUACCAAACGUGCGCAUCCCGGUGCCUAUACCGUGCUCAACCCCGGGUCACCGAUGGCGGCUUGCUUCGAGGAUAGCAUGGAUACCCUGCUCACAUUCGAGCAGGGCUACAACGCGUAUCUCAACCACUACGUACCCAACAAUUGGACUCCCCAGGACCCGCGGAAGCUGUGGCACAUCGUCUACAACGUUACCGAGUCCGCGAUCGGCGACGUGCUCACGUUGGCCAACGAGCGCGGCGCGGGCUUCCUGCAACUCACCAAUGACGACCUACCUAAUCCUUACGACACGCUGCCGGAGGACUCGUACGUCCAGAGCAUGUUGAAUGCAAUUCGCGGUGGCUCACUGCUGAUUGCCGACGCCGUCGAUUGGGGGUCGGGUGGUGCGGCAGGAGGGGUCGCUGACCUGACGGUGGUAAGCUCCGACGAUACUUCCGCAACGCUGUCCUGGACCGCGGCCACCAAUGCUCAGGGAUAUUAUGUGUACAUGGAUGAUCGUCUUGUUGCCAGCAUUCCCAGCUCGAUGACCGAGAUCACGAUUGGGAGCUUAGUGUCUGGAAGCAGAUUCACGGGGUACGUCUGCGCUGUGGGAGAAGGGGGAAAGGAAGGCUCGGCUUCGAACCAGGUCACCGUCAUCACCAAGUCUUUAGUCCCUGACGGGCAGACUGUCAUACAAGCAUGA
Molecule: messenger RNA, 1299 nt
Organism: Aspergillus saccharolyticus JOP 1030-1
Lineage: Eukaryota; Fungi; Ascomycota; Eurotiomycetes; Eurotiales; Aspergillaceae
Exons: 1
Coding region: 1-1299 (432 amino acids)
Molecular function (GO): protein binding
Source: RefSeq, a predicted model, not a curated record